Durio zibethinus is the source of this 3546-nucleotide messenger RNA. Its product is annotated as putative alpha,alpha-trehalose-phosphate synthase [UDP-forming] 7. Gene Ontology annotation, biological process: trehalose biosynthetic process. Lineage: Eukaryota; Viridiplantae; Streptophyta; Magnoliopsida; Malvales; Malvaceae. The record is from RefSeq and is a predicted model, not a curated record. Gene Ontology annotation, cellular component: cytosol. Gene Ontology annotation, molecular function: trehalose-phosphatase activity.
ACAUUUGCAAAUUGCAAGAGAGAGAAAGGAAAACAAACUCAAAAGAGAGAAAAAAAAAAGGAUUUUAAAUGUGGCUCUUUGAGAUAGAGUAUCAAAACAACCCCAAAACAAACCCUAGAUUUCAUCCUUGACAAGAAGAAACCCCCAAAAGAAUUUCUAUUUUUUAUCUCAAAUUUUCAUAUUUGGAUCCAAGGGUUUCCCAUUAAAGACAAACUCUGUACUUCGAAGGGCAAGAACGUGCCAAAUUAAAAAGAGUAUUUUUGGAAGAGAAACGAAAAUCUUGAGGGGGUCUUGUUUAUAGUUUUGAGAUUUUGGGGAUUGCUUCUUGUUGAAGGUUGAUAACUAAAAAAGAGUUUAAAGAUGAUGUCAAGAUCAUAUACCAAUCUUUUAGAUCUAGCGUCUGGUAAUUUCCCGGUAAUGGGUCAAACUCGUGAAAAGAAACAGCUGCCGCGGGUAAUGACAGUACCGGGGGUUAUUUCAGAGCUUGACGAUGAUCGGGCUAAUAGUGCCAGCUCAGAUGGGCCAUCCACUAUUAUUCAGGAUAGAAUUAUUAUUGUAGCCAAUCAACUCCCAGUUAAAGCUAAGCGUAGACCUGAUAAUAAAGGGUGGAGUUUUAGUUGGGACGACGAUUCGUUGUUAUUACAUUUAAAAGAUGGUUUGCCUGAAGAGAUGGAGGUAUUGUAUGUUGGUUCUUUGAAGGUUGAUGUUGAUCCCAAUGAACAAGAUGAUGUUUCACAGCUUUUGUUGGAUAGGUUUAAGUGUGUCCCUGCAUUUCUGCCACCUGACAUUUUGACUAAGUUCUAUCAUGGUUUCUGUAAACAGCAUUUGUGGCCACUUUUCCAUUAUAUGCUUCCGUUUUCAGCGAAUCAUGGAGGCAGGUUUGAUAGAUCUUUGUGGGAGGCAUAUGUUGCUGCGAAUAAGAUCUUUUCUCAAAGGGUAAUUGAGAUUAUAAACCCAGAAGAUGAUUACGUUUGGAUCCAUGAUUAUCAUUUGAUGGUGCUGCCUACAUUCUUGAGGAGAAGGUUUAAUAGAUUGAGAAUGGGGUUUUUUCUGCAUAGUCCAUUUCCUUCAUCUGAGAUAUAUAGGACUUUACCUGUGAGGGAAGAGAUCCUAAAGGCACUCUUGAAUUCAGACCUCAUUGGUUUUCAUACUUUUGAUUAUGCGCGGCAUUUUCUGUCUUGUUGUAGUCGAAUGUUAGGUUUAGAGUACCAGUCAAAGAGAGGUUAUAUUGGACUGGAGUACUAUGGAAGGACAAUUGGGAUAAAGAUCAUGCCUGUUGGGAUCCACAUGGCACCGAUUGAGUCUGUAUUGAGACUUGCGGAUAAGGAGUGGAGAGUAGGACAACUUAAACAACAGUUUGAAGGAAAGACUGUGUUGCUUGGAGUUGAUGACAUGGAUGUCUUUAAAGGUGUCAACUUGAAGCUGUUGGCAAUGGAGCAGAUGCUGAAACACCACCCAAAGUGGCAGGGAAGAGCAGUUCUGGUACAGAUCACAAACCCUGCUAGGGGAAGAGGGAAAGAUAUUGAGGAGAUACAGGCUGAAAUACAGGCAAGCUGCAAGAGAAUCAAUCAGACUUUUGGACAACCUGGUUAUGAGCCAAUUGUCUUCAUUGAUAGGCCAGUAUCCCUCAGUGAGAGAGUUGCAUACUACACUGUAGCUGAGUGUGUUGUAGUCACAGCUGUGAGGGAUGGGAUGAAUCUUACUCCUUACGAGUACAUUGUGUGCCGGCAAGGAGUCUCUGAAUCAGAGUCUUCCUUAGAAUCAACUGGGCCCCAGCAGAGCAUGCUAGUCGUAUCAGAGUUCAUUGGUUGCUCUCCUUCACUCAGUGGUGCAAUCCGGGUAAAUCCUUGGAAUGUUGAAGCAACUGCUGAGGCAAUGAAUGAGGCAAUCUCAAUGGCUGAUGCAGAGAAACAAUUGCGCCAUGAGAAGCAUUAUAGGUAUGUUAGCUCACAUGAUGUAGCAUUCUGGUCUCGAAGCUUCUUCCAGGAUAUGGAAAGGACAUGUAAAGACCAUUUCAGAAUGCGUUGUUGGGGAAUUGGUUUGAGCUUUGGAUUCAGAGUUGUAGCUCUUGAUCCUAACUUCAGAAAGUUGUCUAUUGAUCACAUUGUAUCUGUGUAUCGAAGGUCCAAAAACAGGGCUAUACUAUUGGACUAUGAUGGAACGGUAAUGCCUCAAACAUCACAUAACAAGACCCCUAGUGCAGAGGUUAUCUCAAUCAUAAACACACUCUCUGGUGAUAUCAAAAAUACCGCUUUUGUUGUAAGUGGAAGAGGAAGGGAAAGUUUAGGCAAGUGGUUUUCUCCAUGUAAGAAACUUGGAAUUGCGGCUGAACAUGGUUAUUUCAUGAGGUGGUCUACUAAUGAUGAGUGGGAAGUCUGUGGGCAGAAUAAUGAAUUUGGGUGGAAGGAAAUAGCUGAGCCUGUUAUGAAAUUGUACACAGAGGCCACUGAUGGCUCCUCUAUUGAAUCCAAGGAGAGUGCCUUGGUCUGGCACCAUCGAGAUGCAGACCCAGGUUUUGGGUCUAGCCAGGCAAAGGAGAUGUUAGACCAUCUUGAGAGUGCAUUAGCAAAUGAACCUGUGGCUGUGAAAAGUGGCCAGUUUAUCGUUGAAGUGAAACCUCAGGGAGUCAGUAAAGGUGUGGUCGCUGAAAAGAUCUUCACAACCAUGGCAGAGAGCGGAAGGCGGGCAGAUUUUGUUCUCUGCAUUGGCGAUGACAGAUCUGACGAGGAAAUGUUUGAGAUCAUCAGCAGUGCAAUUUCCAGUAGUGUCCUCUCCUCUAAGACAUCUGUUUUUGCCUGCACAGUUGGCCAGAAACCUAGCAAAGCCAAGUAUUAUUUGGAUGACCCAGCUGAGGUUGUAAUCAUGCUCAAAGCUCUUGCAGAAGCUUCAGACCCUGAACCCUUCACAGAUACCGGAUCAGAAGGCUCCCUUUGAAAUAUCCUCCAUGGCUUUAUAUCAAAUUUUGGGCCUGUUGUCCUUUUGGCCAGUUGGGAAGAAUGCCAUGCCUGACCUGUGAUGAAGAUAGAUAUCAUUUUCUGCUUGGUUUGGAACUUACUGUUGAAAAGGACAUUCUCUGGCCUUCUGUCUGAUUAUUUGGCCAUUGAGAAUUCAUAUGAUCUGAGGGGGAAGGGGUAAGAGGAUCUUCUGGGACGUGGGUUGAUUCAUGGAGAGAGACUUGGAAUUGAAAGAAACCCAUCAUGUAACUCUUACUACCAUCUCAUGCAUGAGAAAGGUUACUAAGCUUUCCUGUGUGCAGUCAUAAUAUCCAUCACAUAGAUGGUUUGUAUCCAGUUGCAGUACAGCCAGAUAAGUAUCAUUAAUUUCAGAGAUCAACUUUUUCUGGUGAUAGUGACAACACAAGCAGGUAUCAGCUGGUUAAGAAAGUCAUCGUGUUGAAUAAACAGAUACAAAUGUUAUUUUCCCCCCUCAUUUUAUUUUUUUGGAGUGAAUUUGUUUUCUUCCUUUUCAUUGGAUCCAUUCCUUAUUCACUAUUGAAUCUGUAAAUUUUAUGGAAAUAUUGCAACUAGCUUUUCUAUGCUUACACUC